Symsagittifera roscoffensis is the source of this 894-nucleotide messenger RNA. Its product is annotated as kettin homolog. The coding region runs from base 467 to 787 and encodes 106 amino acids. The transcript has 2 exons. NCBI's taxonomy places the organism in Eukaryota, Metazoa, Xenacoelomorpha, Acoela, Convolutidae. The record is from RefSeq and is a predicted model, not a curated record.
UCUUUGAUUUGGAGCAAUCUACUUUCACAAAGCUUUGUAUUUAUCUAACUACACAAUAAAGUUCCUCGAAACCCAGUAUCUUAUAUAAAAUUAACAAAAUAACAACAUUUUUUCAUUAACGCUUUAUUUCUAUUCGAACAAAAUCUAUUUAUAAGCAUAAAUUUCAAAUGGUAUGUUUCAAGGAAACUCCAAGCAAAUAGGCAAUAAAAGAGACCAAUAAACUAUAUUGACAGACAAAACACAUGCUGUUUUCCGUGUCAUGAACAUUUCUAAUGUUGUUUCAAAGUCGCCAAACUGUACUUAGGGUAUCUUCUUUCAUCUAGUUUGCAAAUUUGGGUUUCAUUUUUGAGGAGAAGUUUUUUGACCGGAGCAAAUUUUCUGGGUUUUUGCUAUCGGCUAUUUUUUGACAAAACUCCAUUUAUAAAGCUUUACUUACCUCGUCUGUUUGCCUACUUUAUUCCCAGAAAUGGGUUCAGCAGUGACUCCAACAUUCAAGCGGCGAAUCAUGGACCAAAAAGUACGAAGGAACAGCGGGGCAAUGUUCUUCGCCGAAAUAUCCAACCCCGUUCCCAACUCCUCGCUUAAAAUAUCCUGGUUCAUAAACGGAGAAAAGGUGUCACGUGACGUGUCCAAGAGAUUCGUAACCAAAUUUGAACCUAAAAAUGGACGAGCUAUUUUGACAAUAGCUGACUGUACCAUACACGACGAAGGUGAAGUUAAAUGCGUCGUGGACAAUCAACAUGACGUAGCCGAGUGUUCUUCUAGCCUAAAAGUAGCAGUUGAAUAAUUUAGCAUGAAACUCUGAGGUGGAUUUAAAGUUUCAGGUUCUUUUCGGACAAUAAAUUUGCAGCCGACCACUGUCUUAUUUUGUAAAAAAAAAAUGCCAGAAAAAAU